Molecule: messenger RNA, 780 nt
Organism: Prunus persica (peach)
Lineage: Eukaryota; Viridiplantae; Streptophyta; Magnoliopsida; Rosales; Rosaceae
Exons: 2
Coding region: 1-780 (259 amino acids)
Source: RefSeq, a predicted model, not a curated record
AUGAAGGAUGGAGAAUCGGUGAAUGAGUAUUUUGGAAGAACUCUCAUCAUAGCCACCAAGAUGAGAAAGAAUGGAGAAAGAAUGGAAGACGUGAUAAUCAUUGAAAAGAUCCUGCGAUCCAUGACUCCGAAGUAUGAUUAUGUUGUGUGCUCCAUUGAGGAGUUGAAUGAUUUGGAUUCUUUGUCCAUCGAUGAACUUCAAAGCAGUCUUUUGGUGCAUGAACAACGGAUAAGCUUACAUACUGUGGAUGAACAAGCAUUGCAAGUCACUCACGAAAGAGGUGGAGGUUGCAAUGCUUACAGUGGAAGAGUGGGAGUGCCCCAAGAAGGAAAAGAUUCUAGAGCAAACUUUGCAGAGACAAGUGAAGAGAUGUUGUUGAUGGCAUAUGUGGAUGUCGACAAGUCUGAUAAAGAUCAUAUUUGGUUCCUGGAUUCGGGUUGCAGCAACCAUAUGUGCUGCAAAAGGGAAAUAUUUUCUGAUUUAGAUAGCAACUUUAGGGAAUCCGUGAAGCUGGGGAAUGAUUCAAGUCUCACUGUGCUAGGGAAGGGUAAUAUUCGAAUGGAGGUAAAUGGGAUUGUGCAAAUAAUCACUGGAGUUUUCUAUGUAAUAGAGUUAAAGAAUAACCUACUGAGCAUUGGCCAGCUACAAGAAAAGGGCCUUGCUGUGCUCAUGCAACAAGGAAAAUGCAAGAUCUUUCAUCAUGAGAAAGGCCUAAUCAUGGAGACUGAGAUGUCAUGUAAUCGAAUGUUCACUAUUGUUGCGCCUAUUCUUAACAACUAA